AUGAGCUUUUCCGCAGGAGUCGAUUUAGAUUGGUGUCUAACAUGUAACCGACACCUUGAUUCUCCUAACACAAAUUAUUGUUCGCCUCAGUGUGAACCGACACCUUCACAACAAAUUCUCAACUUAUCUUCAAACGUACACGAUUGGACUCAAAGCGAAGAAUUAGACGCGUCUGGGGACGACGCCGUUAUUUUCCAUAUCGUACACGAUACUAGCUCUGCCAAAGGAAUUGCGGCUUGGGCCGCUAACAUUCCUACUGGAGCACCUCCAAGUGGACCUUCUACCUUGCCAUCGUACUCGGUAUCACCUCCUAAGCUACUACGUCCCCAAUAUGCCAGACCUGUCCCACCCACUUUAUCUAUGUCCCAGACUACAUCUGCAUCGAUUCCUCUUGCGACACCACCUCAGAAGGAUGUCUCUAUGCUCUCAUCUCUCGCUAACCAUAUUCGAAGUUUUGUCUCCUCGUCUUCGACGGGGUUUCCCGUGAACAAACUGAGGGCCAGAACGAAAAAGCGUCUCCCGUACACGACCGCCCCGGUCCAACGAAUCUCAUCACUUUCUUCGGAUUCCUUCGCAGAAGACGACUAUGAGUUUGGUCCGUCUUUCUCAACUGUAAACUCUCCUCAUGAGGACACCAAGGACCCGUGGUGGACAACUGAGUCUGAUUGCUCAUCUGCCGCAUCGUCCAUGGUCCUCAAAAAGAGUGCAGCGCAGCUUAUUGCUACUUCAGAGAGCAGAAAAUAUCAGCUUGAAUGCGAGAUGUGUUUUCAGCCGAAAGUCUUGCCUAUCCGUGUCGAGCCCUCUUCCAAGGACGGGCUUAGUGACUACGGGGAAUUCGAUUUACGCGGAAGGCAGAUAUGGUCGUAG
Lentinula edodes (shiitake mushroom) is the source of this 867-nucleotide messenger RNA. RefSeq lists its product as uncharacterized. The coding region runs from base 1 to 867 and encodes 288 amino acids. The transcript is spliced from 2 exons. The record is from RefSeq and is a predicted model, not a curated record. NCBI's taxonomy places the organism in Eukaryota, Fungi, Basidiomycota, Agaricomycetes, Agaricales, Omphalotaceae.